Fusarium coffeatum is the source of this 2259-nucleotide messenger RNA. RefSeq lists its product as uncharacterized. Gene Ontology annotation, biological process: chromatin organization. The record is from RefSeq and is a predicted model, not a curated record. Lineage: Eukaryota; Fungi; Ascomycota; Sordariomycetes; Hypocreales; Nectriaceae. Gene Ontology annotation, cellular component: histone deacetylase complex. Bases 1 to 2259 code for a protein of 752 amino acids. The transcript has 4 exons. Gene Ontology annotation, molecular function: histone deacetylase activity.
AUGGAACCAGAUGCUACAGAUAGCGUCGACUACCCUAUGAAAGAUCUGGAUGCGCCAAAUGGACCCAGUCAGACUCACAACAACAGUAUCGAUGAUGAUGAUACAGCUUCCGAGGACCCUUAUGAGGCGGAUGUUGACCCUGAACCUCAGGACAUCGCUCUCGAUCAGAUGAGACGAAGGGGAUUAUUACCCACAGGAUGUUGUUACGAUGAUAGAAUGAAGCUACACAUGAACGCUGACUUCUCGCCUAAUACGCAUCACCCAGAAGAUCCUCGUCGCAUCCACGAGAUUUUCAAGGCUUUCAAAAAGGUUGGCCUAGUCUACACUGGGCCUGAAGGAGAGCUGCCGAAAAUUAUGAGAGAAUGUCCGACACGCUACAUGUGGCGCAUCCCUGCUCGUCCUGCCACUCGAGAGGAGAUUUGUCUCGCCCAUGCCGCUGAGCACUUCGAUUGGGUAAAGCAUCUGGAUGAUAUGAGCACCUCAGAGCUUCGAGAAUUGACAAAACGGUAUGACCAAGGAAGAGAGUCUCUGUACGUUGGUAGUAUGUCGUAUACAGCUGCACUGCUCUCAGCGGGAGGAGCCAUCGAAACCUGCAAGAAUGUUGUGACCGGACAAGUCAAGAACGCAUUCGCUGUGAUUCGACCACCAGGACACCACGCCGAGUGGGAUUCGCCCAUGGGUUUUUGCUUUUUCAACAAUGUCCCUGUAGCAGUUAGAGUCUGCCAACAGGAGUACCCAGAUCUCUGCCGCAAAGUUCUUAUCCUGGAUUGGGAUGUUCAUCACGGCAACGGCGUGCAAAACAUCUUCUACAACGAUCCAAAUGUUCUAUACGUCUCUCUCCAUGUCUACCAGAACGGUAUAUUUUAUCCUGGUAAACCUCCCAACGCCAUGACACCGGAUGGAGGCAUCGAGCACUGCGGGAGCGAAGCAGGUCUUGGCAAGAACAUCAACAUCGGAUGGCAUGAUCAAGGCAUGGGUGACGGAGAAUACAUGGCUGCAUUUCAGAAAAUCAUCAUGCCUAUCGCCAAGGAGUUUAACCCUGACCUUGUGGUUAUCUCUGCAGGGUUUGAUGCUGCCGACGGCGAUGAGCUCGGAGGGUGCUUUGUCUCUCCCGCUUGCUAUGCUCACAUGACGCAUAUGCUGAUGUCCUUGGCGGAUGGCAAGGUUGCUGUGUGUCUGGAGGGUGGCUACAACCUGAAGGCCAUCUCGGUGUCUGCUGUAGCUGUUGCUAAGACUCUCAUGGGCGAACCUCCACCCAGGUUAGAGCUGCCCAAGAUCAACAAAGAAGCGACACGAAUCCUUGCCAAAGUUCAAUCAUUGCAAGCUCCGUAUUGGGAAUGUAUGCGGCCGGGGGUUGUCAAUGUUCCCGAGGUCCAGUCACUGAAUUCUGCUCGUUUACACGAUGUGAUUAGAAACGCUCAGAGGCACGUAUUGCAAGCAAAGCACAACAUGAUACCUCUAUACAUCCAACGCGAGAAAUUGUACAAGUCGUAUGAGAACCAGGUGCUAGUUACGCCGGGCAUUUCCGAAGCAAAGAAAGUUCUCAUCAUUAUUCACGACCCUCCUCAGCUUUUGGCGCAAGCAGACGCAAUAGAUUCGUCUCUCGACCCGCACAACGCAUGGGUUGUUGAUGGUGUGACAGACUACAUAGACUGGGCCGUUGACCAAAAGUUCGGUGUCAUGGACAUCAAUAUUCCAGCUUAUGUCACCCAUGACGAGGUAUUCACUCAUUUCUACAGACCACCUGAGUUGUAUUUCUCACAUGAUAAACAGGAUUCCGAUGCGCAUAUUCCCAAUUUUAAGGAGCAAGCUUUGACAGAACAAAUACAAACUCUUGUUUGCUACCUGUGGGAUAAUCACAUGCAGCUUUACGAAGCUGAUGACAUCUUCAUCAUGGGUGUCGGAAACGCCUAUCUUGGAGUCAAGGUCCUCCUGAUCCAACGAGAUUGCAAAUCAAGAAUAUCGGGUGUUGUAAACUUUGCCAACGGAACUCUUCGACCUGUCAAGUCGGAAUUCGAUACGGAGUUGUCCUCGUGGUACAAGGACAACUCGCGUGUCUUUAUCGCGGGGGAUCAUGCCUGCUGGGCCGAUGCCAGCUUGACGAAAAAGGUCAACAAACGACGGUUUGGGACAGUUGUGCGCAGCCCCAUGAUUGGCCUGAAUAAGAUGAUGGCCCAUCACGCAGAGGAGGCGCGAGAGUGGAUGAUCGAACGACUCGAAGUGCCAUCGGAUGCAGAUAUGACAACUGAGGAGAAGUAA